AUGGACGUUCUGGCCAUCACUACCACCUUUACAUCUCUGGCGGUUGUCAUCGUUGCUCUUCGAUUAUGGACGAGGUUCAGACUGGCCAAGACGCCGGGGUGGGAUGAUCUGCUCAUCGGUGGUGCAUUGAUUGUCGAUUUGGCGUUCUUUGCCUUUGUCCUCGGUGAGAGACACUAUGGUCUUGGAAAGGCUUUCUCGGCGCUCCAUCCGCGUCAAAUGCAGAAACAACUCUUGUUCCUCUGGCUCUCAAUCCCCUUCUAUAACCUUACCCUAAUCCUCACCAAAUUUUCCGCCCUCUUCCUCUUCCUCCGUAUCUUCCGCUCGCACGCCUUCCUGAUCCCCACAUACACUAUAAUGGCCUUUCUCAUGGUCUCGGGGCUGUGGAUCGUCCUAAGCGCAUUCUUCUUCUGCGUCCCUAUCCACGACUUCUGGUCCUUGUCGCCGAAGGCCCACAAAGACCAUUGUCUGCCCGGUGCCCCGGUCUGGGUCAGUAAUGCUGCCAUUCAGAUCUUCACAGAUCUGGUUAUCUUGGGCAUGCCGCUGCCGCUGCUGUGGAAUUUGCAGAUAACGCGGCGGUUGAAGGUUGGGAUUCUGUUGGUGUUUGGGUUUGGUAUAUUUGUUAUUGCAACCAGCUCGGCUCGGUUGUAUGAACUGAGUACCAUGAUUGGGCAUGGCGAUUUCAACAACCCCCACGCCAAUGUCCAAGCAGUGAUGUGGUCCUCCCUCGAAGCCAACGUCUCCAUAAUCUGCGCCUGCCUCCCACCCCUGCACCCCCUCCUAUCCCGCCUCUUCUCUUUCUGCUUCCUGCCGCAACCAGUGAACUCCUCCUCUGCAUCAACCAUCCCCUUACAUAGCACGUCGCGCACCAUAUCCAAAAUACUCCCGCAUACAACACAGUUCACGGCACCGCGCAAGCCCUCGAUCUAUGAGCACGGCGACUCCGGCGUGGGGACGGACAGCGGUGUCUUCCAUAAAGGUCAUUUUUAUGCUGGGACUGGGAGCUACUCGGCGAAUAUCUCGCGGGUCGUUACUAAUGAAGAGACGAAUGAUGAUGCGGUGGAGAAUGGGAGGGGAUUCGGGUUGUGCAGGAGCUGA
Penicillium alfredii is the source of this 1095-nucleotide messenger RNA. RefSeq lists its product as uncharacterized. Bases 1 to 1095 code for a protein of 364 amino acids. The record is from RefSeq and is a predicted model, not a curated record. NCBI's taxonomy places the organism in Eukaryota, Fungi, Ascomycota, Eurotiomycetes, Eurotiales, Aspergillaceae. The transcript is spliced from 6 exons.